AUGGAUCCUCCUGCGAUUCCAGACGUUAUCUCUGAAAGAAUCAAGAAGUUCUGUGAAACUGAUCCAUCUUAUGAUUUCUGUAAAGAUCUGGGACUCGGAAAAGACAAAAAGAUGUUUCAAGGGAAAUCAGGAAACAUGACUUCUGUCAAUUUUUCGCCACAAAAAUAUGCCAUUAAAGGAGAAGAAGAGGAAAAGGAGGACAUGUUGGAAAAAAUCGAAAAUGCCGGAAAAGCCGGAAAGAAAAUCGACUGUGAGACAAGCCCAGAACAUCCGGGAUGUCAGAGAAACAUCUAUCUCGACGCAUUCAUCGCCUGGAAAAUCGGCAAGGAUUGUGAAGUCGAUCCGAGCGGUCAAUUCUGUCCAAAGACGUUGGGCAGGGGCUGUUCCACGUCAUCUGAAUCCGAAGAAUCGUCGUCUUCAGAAUCCUCGUCAUCAGAAUCCCAAGAAAUCGACGAAUACGAUGAAUUAGAUUCUCCAGAAGUCAUCAUAGAAGGAUCAGAAGGAGACGUGACGCCUUCUGAAUCCUCCGAAACGGAAGUUCCCGCAUUCCUACGACUUUUAUGGGCAUUUUUGAACGAAAUGGGUCAUCACGGAGCUUCAGUAUCUUCAGAAUCCUCUUCAGAAGAAAACGUUGAACCCCAUAUUCCAAGAAUCUUGAGUACUGAACUCGUUGAAAAAUUCAUGGAGCUUAUUUUGCAAAAUCUGGACCGCUUCAAGAAUAUGACGCCUUCUGAACGACUCGCUGAACUUUUGAGAUUGGCUUUGGAAGGGUCUAGAAAGCCAGCAUCCACUACGAUGUCUACAGAAGACGUGACGCUUGAAGAAUCUCCAGAAUCCGGUUCAGAGGAUGAUUCAGAAGAUACGACCUCUUCUGAAUCUGAUUAUGAACCCUCAGAAAACGACGAAGAAUCCACGUCAUCUUCCGAAGAUGCAGAACUCGACGACGGUGCCCAAAAGCUUCUUGCUCUUCUCGAACGAAUCUUCCAAUCCAUCGGAACUGCUCCAGAAUCCAACACGUCAUCUCCCGAAGGCACUGAAUACGACGACGGCGCUCAAAAUUUUCUUGAUCUUCUUCAAAGAAUCUUCGAAUCCAUCAGAAAUGCUCCAGAAUCCACCACGUCAUCUCCCGAAUCCUCCUCAACGACGUCGUCUCCUUUUGACUAUGAAAGAGCCUUCAAAUACGUUGCUCCCCUAUACAAAGAAGCCCUCGAAGGCUGGUCCCUGGCCCGUCAGAACCUUAAAAAGUGUCAAGAAGCUUUGGAGUCUUCUGAAUCCCAGGAUAUCUACGUCGGGUCUCAAGAUGAGCAGAAUAUAGAUGAGCAACUUCUGGACGAGCUCGAAGGAAAGAAACCGAUCGCCACGUUCUCUGGAAUCGUCUCCGAAGGCCGCCGGCGCCGUCAGAUGUUGUCGUUUUUGAACUAUAAAUUCUAUUGA
Messenger RNA from Caenorhabditis briggsae, 1434 nucleotides. The record is from RefSeq and is a predicted model, not a curated record. Bases 1 to 1434 code for a protein of 477 amino acids. The transcript has 2 exons. NCBI's taxonomy places the organism in Eukaryota, Metazoa, Nematoda, Chromadorea, Rhabditida, Rhabditidae.